GACGGGCCAACAUGUGGUACAGCUUCAAUGUUGGACCGGUUCAUUUCGUCUCCAUCAACACCGAGACGGACUUCCCGGGUGCAGAGGAGACAGACACAGGCGACGGCCACUUCUCCUGGUUAAAGGCCGGCCAUUUUGGCGCCGAUGGUGAGUAUUUGAGGUGGCUGGAGGAAGACUUGAAGGAAGCUGUUGCUGCACGAAAUUCGGGGCUCAGGCCAUGGAUUAUUGCCGGCGGUCAUCGCCCACUUAAAAACAUCAAGCAAUCCGGCGUCAGCGAACUUUUUGAGAAGUAUGGCGUCGAUCUUUACUUUGCCGGUCACGCGCACAGGUAUUGGCGCGACCCGCCUGUUCAAGCAGGAAAAGCCACGUCCAACGAGAUGCGAGUGUACAAGGAUGUAGAAGGCUUCAUCCAAGUUGUCGCUGGCGGUGCUGGAUGUGAUGAGAUGGCUUACAAGGUCGCGCCGAAGUGUCCAGAGACGACAGGUGACGAUAUCUGCGUCCCGCCCAAGGGCGAGGAAGAGAAAUCUGUUCAGGGCCUUCCUGACCCAGUCUUCGCCACCGAUGUCAUGGCACUUGGCCUUCUCGAGGUCGUCAACGCCUCGACCUUGCGCUUCCGACUUAUCGACGCCGCGCACAAUCAGACGCUAGACGAGAUGUGGGUCACGAAGACAGCCAAGGAGCUGUCUCACGUGCCCCGCUUCGUCUAA
Molecule: messenger RNA, 707 nt
Organism: Symbiodinium sp. CCMP2456
Lineage: Eukaryota; Dinophyceae; Suessiales; Symbiodiniaceae
Source: the annotation of a GenBank genome assembly